Messenger RNA from Phodopus roborovskii (desert hamster), 2041 nucleotides. RefSeq names its product BCL2 antagonist/killer 1 (gene Bak1). Gene Ontology annotation, molecular function: protein heterodimerization activity; protein homodimerization activity. Lineage: Eukaryota; Metazoa; Chordata; Mammalia; Rodentia; Cricetidae. Gene Ontology annotation, biological process: extrinsic apoptotic signaling pathway in absence of ligand; regulation of apoptotic process; intrinsic apoptotic signaling pathway in response to DNA damage. The transcript has 6 exons. Gene Ontology annotation, cellular component: mitochondrial outer membrane. The coding region runs from base 322 to 951 and encodes 209 amino acids. The record is from RefSeq and is a predicted model, not a curated record.
CCUUCCUCCAGGCAGCAGCGUCCCCUCUACAUCUGCAUCCGGCGGCCAUCAAGCAACUUCCUCUAGAGGGAGCUGCUCACUGCCGGGAGCUGUAGGCUCCUCUAUGGUCACAAAGUCGCGAGGUUUUCCUGGGCCAGAUACAACCCGAGGCGGCUUCCAGACACCAUGAAUUCAGUGACUCCGGGUCCUACAAGUCACGCCUGAGACCCUGCCCUUGGGAUCAGCCACUAGCCCCUUUGGGAUCUUUGUCUUCUGCCGAGCCAUCCCACAUCUGGACCAGAGCCGGGCAGGGUAACAGUGCUGUCCACCAAAACCUGAAAGAUGGCAUCUGGACAAGGGCCAGGUCCUCCUAGGGAGGGUUGUGAUGACUCCCUCUCCCCUUCUGAACAGCAGGUUGCCCAGGACACAGAGGAGGUCUUUCGAAGCUAUGUUUUUCACCUCCACCAGCAGGAACAAGAGACCCAGGGGGCGGCUGCCCCUGCCAAUCCUGAGAUGGACAACUUGCUCCUAGAGCCCAACAGCAUCUUGGGUCAGGUGGGUCGGCAGCUUGCUAUCAUUGGAGAUGACAUUAACCGGAGAUAUGACACAGAGUUCCAGAAUUUACUGGAGCAGCUGCAGCCCACAGCUGGGAAUGCCUAUGAACUCUUCACCAAGAUCGCCUCCAGCCUAUUUAAGAGCGGUAUCAGCUGGGGCCGUGUGGUGGCUCUCCUGGGCUUUGGAUACCGCCUGGCCCUGUAUGUCUACCAGCGUGGUUUGACCGGCUUCCUGGGCCAGGUGACCUGCUUUUUGGCUGAUAUCAUACUGCACCAUUUUAUUGCCAGAUGGAUUGCGCAGAGAGGUGGCUGGGUGGCAGCCCUGAAUUUGCGUAGAGACCCCAUCCUGAGUGUGAUGACAAUUCUUGGUGUGGUUCUGUUGGGCCAAUAUGUGGUACACAGAUUCUUCAGAUCAUGACUCCCAGGGAACCCUUUGGGGCCCCAGCCUACCCUUCUCCCUUCCCCUCCCCUGCAACAGUCCUCUCCUUCUUCCAAUUCUGCAAACAGGCACCCCUGCUUUGAGGAACCACUGCCCAGGGGUCAUCCAGAAGGCACGGAUACCCCAACAUUGCAUGGUGCUACUGGGCCCUUGGAGGGACAAGAGGCUGGGUACUAUUUCCCAGGAAGUUUGUAACGGUUUUUGCUUUUUAUACUACCCUUUGAGGCAGCCCCCCUUUUCUUCCACGGUGCCCAAAGUCAGAUCAUUGGGGACCUGGGGACCAGUGGUUCUAACCUGUGCUCCCAGACCUCCUGCUACUUUGGAAGGUCAGAACUUGAGAGGGGUCUUGAGCCCACACCUGGCCCUCCCUCCCUACACCUGGCUCCCAGGAACAGGGCUGACACUGAGGGAGCAUGACCUGCUCAGCCCCCCUCUCCAUUUCUUAUUCCCCCACUUCCCUCUCCCCCCUCCCAUCCUCUACCCCAUUCCAUUUUGCCUUUGUGGCUGGACUCUCAGGGAUUCUGAGCCCAGAGUGAGGGUGGAGAUGAGAGUCAGACCACAGCUGUCUGAACGUGUUCAUCAAGGCCCUCCAAACCCGUGUCCUUCCCUGGCACCCUCUCUGUUUUACCCAACCCCCGACCCAAGGACCACUUUCCCAACCUAGUGGGUAGGGGAGACCCUCACCUUCUCCCAGGAGCCCUCAGGCGAGCCUGCCUCCUGGGGAGACCUCCUUGACUAAUUGCAGAGCCUCGGACUCAGUCUGACAGGGAAGGGGUGAGCACUCAUUUGAAGGUGUCCACGCUAAAGGACUACACCAGCGGAGCAAUUGUGGAUCUGGGUGCAGUGUGACCCCUUGGGACCUGUGAAUACUUGAACCACACCAUCACCCAUGCUCCUUGUCUGCCUAGACCUUCCUUGGGUGGGGCGGGGUGUCUUCUCUGUCUUGCACAAUAUAGGGGUAAGGAGAGAGAAAAAUUCUCAGUUAAGCCAAAUGCAGGGAGGGAGACAGACGGGUCCCCACCUCACCCUCUGACUGUGUCUGGAAAUAAAACGUGCAAUCCCCUCAACA